Molecule: messenger RNA, 1754 nt
Organism: Puntigrus tetrazona (Sumatra barb)
Lineage: Eukaryota; Metazoa; Chordata; Actinopteri; Cypriniformes; Cyprinidae
Gene: adisspb
Product: chromosome 7 C20orf27 homolog
Exons: 6
Coding region: 257-784 (175 amino acids)
Source: RefSeq, a predicted model, not a curated record
GGAAGUUGUAGCCCUUAAGUGAACGUGAAGUCGGGCAGUGUCUCGCAGAGCGGCGCCAGGCUCGUUCUGACCGGAGCUUUGGGUUUUGCGGUACAGGUUCGUUUCUGUAGCGCCUCGGGAGGAUCGCUUCCAGACCGAAACCUACAACAGCGGGAGCUCGUCGUCGGUGAGAGUGGGGUUGUUUUGAGGUCUGAUGACGUCUACGAUGAGGCCGUAACCGAAGCUUUUCUUGAGUUCGGUCCUGAUUGUCGACAGAAUGGCCACCGCUAAGAAAGCAGCGUCUAAGACGGGAGGCGUUCGCUUCGCCGAGGAACCCGCUGCGUCCGCCGCCGCUCACUCUCAUGUGCAUUUUGACGAGAAACUGCACGACUCUGUCGUCAUGGUGAUACCAGAAUCAAACGGGAACUUCCUGGUUAAGGUGGGGUUCCUGAAAACGCAGCACCGAUACGAGAUUGUGUUCACGCUGCCGGAGAUGGCAGGUCUCGGGAAAGACGUGUGUCCAGCCCCUAUCCCCAAUCCACACCUCCGCAUCACCAACAUAACGCCGUCCUCAGACGGAGGUCUGAGGGUGACGUGUGAAUAUAUGGCCCAUCAGGAAGGAGUGAUGUGCGAGGAGGUGCAGAUCCUUAGCGAGAGCAAAGAGGAUGCAGGUGUGAAGGUUAAAGUUCAUGCUCGUGUCAUGGACCGUCACCACGGGACUCCCAUGCUGCUGGAAGGCGUUCGCUGCAUAGGAGCAGAACUGGAGUACGACUCCGAGCAGAGCGACUGGCAAGGCUUCGACUAAACGUCCCAACCAGUGCCACACAUCUCGGCGUCGGCAGCCACAGAACAACCCAGAACCCGGCGUCGCCGCUCUCCGCCCGCGGCGUUCGGAAGCGAACCGCGGCCGCUAGCUUGUUUGUACCGUUACAACGGAAUGCGGGAAUGAUCUGUCGUUUACUGUAGCUCUCUGUGAUUUGUCGGUUUUUUUUCAGGUUUGGAUUAAAAAAAACCAAUCAAAUAGCGUGCGUUUGCUCUAACUGAGUUUCAGUGCUAUGACUGAAUGUUUCUUUUAGAUAAAUAUAUAUAUAUAAUAUGCUCUGAUGUCCGUGUUUCUGCACUUUCUCGCUCCAAUCUGAUGUGAUUAAGGUUUUUGAACUAAUGUUAGGAGUGAUGCUUGUCCUCACUGUGAAUCAGACUCUUAUUUAAACCAGUGGGAGGCGCUGCCCACCGCAGAAACAAUCUUUCUUACACCUUACAACAUUUCUGUUGGCAUCUUAGCUUUAAAGUUUGAACGUUUUAAAUCAUCAGUAGUGAAAUGAAUGUGAUGGUAAUAUACUCAAUCGUUUAGAUCCAGCAUUUUUAUUUUUUUGUCUGCCCUGAUAGAUUUUUUAAUGAGAUCAUCAGUUUAAGGGCUGUUCAUUCAUUUUUAUUUUAUUUUCUUUGUGCAUUACGUUGGUGUUUUCUCGAGCCAAAGUGCCUAAAAUCACGUCCGUUGUUAGUUUAUUUGAUCGAAGCCAGCAUGUAAAUCGAGCCAUUACGCAUUGAAUGUUGGCAGCCUUAUUCCAGCAUAGUAUUGUAUGUUUAUCCUUAACUCCAUAUGACUGCUUUUAUGAGGUCUCCGGAUCUCUGUGCAAGUUAAAUGUUGUCCUUUCGAAAUAACGUCUACCAGAGCAAAUGAUUUUGAUGGUUUUCACUGUUGACGGCUUGUUUCUGUCUCUUACUGUAAUUUUUUUUUAUUCUCAAGCAAAUAAAAUUCCCUUCUUGUUUCAAAA